GCCUAUGCUCUCCUACUCUCCUCUCCUCACACUCAACCACUCAACACUCAACUCACACUCCUCGCAAAUCCAUCCAGAAAACAGGAAUGUCCGUUUCGCAUUGAAAACUUGCACGUGAAUAAAAACAACACACAACAAAUACACAAUGGAAGUUACGCGAGCGAAUUUCCAGGAAAUUCUGGAGGAGCUGGACCCUCUCUUGAAAGAGGCAACAUUUUUGGGUAUUGACGGUGAAUUCACAGGAUUGAAUUCAGGACCUGAUGCUAAACCCUUUGACACACCAACUCAAUAUUACAGUAAAUUGCGAUCUGGUUCGAUGGAUUUUUUGAUGGUACAAUUUGGACUCUCUGUCUUUACGCAUAAUUCUCAAACUAACCGAUACUGUCAACGUUCGUACAAUUUUUACGUUUUCCCUCGACCACUGAAUAGAAAUGCUCCAGAUUGUCGUUUCAUGUGUCAAUCCUCCUCCAUAAGUUUCUUAGCAAGUCGAGGUUUUGAUUUCAACAAAUUAUUCAAUUCUGGAAUACCGUAUUUAACAAUGAUGGAGGAAGAAAAACUGAGUAAAAAAUUUGAGGAGCGGCAGAGGAUACGAGAAGAAGGCUUGGAGCUAAUUCCCAUAUCGGACGAAGAUAAACCUCAGAUAGAUGAAAUUUGCACACGAAUCAACGAAUUUUUGUCCUCGGAUGCCGAAGAAUUGUCGAUCGACAGAUGUAACGCGUAUGUUAGAAGGCUGAUACAUCAAGAAUCAAAAAUGAGAUGGCCACAGAAAGUGCGUUUGGAAGCGAAAACCGACGGUGGAAUACAAACAUUGAUAGUUUAUAAAAUGGGCACGAAGGAGGAAGAAAAACAAAAAGAAGCUGCAAGGAGAGACAAGGAAAAGCAAGAGAUCAAAGAAGCGGUCGGGCUUACCGCGUUAUUAAGAAAAAUUGCAGAUUCGGGAAAAUUAAUCGUUGGCCACAACAUGUUGCUCGAUCUGUGUCACAUGAUUCAUCAAUUUUUUGGUCCACUGCCCGAAAGUUAUCGUGAAUUCAAAUCAUUGAUUCACGGUCUAUUUCCAAGAUUAUUAGACACAAAGGUGAUUUGUCAGUCCCCUCAAUUCAAAGACAAAGUACCAUCGUCGAUUCUGGAAGCCAUUUUGGAUACCGUCGGUAAAAGUCCAUUCGCAAUACCGGAAAUCGAACCCGUUGAAGGUCGUAGUUAUUCUUUGGUCUCGGAAAAGUAUCACGAAGCUGGUUACGACGCUUUCAUCACUGGAUUAUGCUUCAUCGCUCUCAUUAACAAUCUCGGUCUUUCGCAGCAACCAGAAGUUUCUACCGUUCUCCCCGAUUCACCACUUCUCAAUCCGUUCCUCAACAAAUUAUUAAUCACUAGACUGAAGGACUUUCCGUACAUAAAUCUCGAGGGAAAUGAUCCAAAGCCAAGCAGAGAUCACGUGUUUCAUUUGACGUUUCCAAAAGAAUGGAAAUUGAGUGAUUUGUCUCAACUGUUCAGUCCGUUCGGUGGUGUUUACGUAUCGUGGUUGAGCGACAUAACGGCGUACGUAGGCUUGAAUCGACGGGACCAGUCGGCUUCUCUCUUGAAAAAUCUCAACAAGGACAAACGUAUGCAAAAGUGCAAAAUUCAAACUUAUGCGGAGCAUCAAAAUUAUCUCGAUGGAAAUUCUGCACCAAUUACGUUGGACCGAAAACGGAAAUCCCCGACUGAACAUCAGGAGCAAGCCCUGAAGAGUUUCGCCCGUGAUUCAGUAGUCGAUAAAUCACUGAAGUUGUCGCUAGAAUACAAACAAAAAGAAAAUAGCAAUAAAUUUGCCUGCCAAAUGGACACUUCUGAUUUCGAACGAUUCCGUUUCUCCCUUUUUUUCUUUUGAGUUCAAUGAAACAAGAGAAACAAGAAGACCCUUGAUUAGAAUAAUCCAACAUGUCUCGGAUAAUGCACCGUCGACGUUUCGCUUCUGGAAUGUAAAUGCAAAGUCUAUUUGUGCUUCUCUCUCUCUCCUCUCUCUCUCUCUUUCUCAAAUCGCCUACGAGUCACACGUGAUUGGACACGCGCCUCUUAACCCUGUGCAUCUAUCUCUCGCUCCAAUGAACGAGAAGGUCAAGAAUUUCUUUUUUCUUUCAAUCCUUCGUCCGGCUCAGCUCUUCCAUUCUUGUUCGCCCGAUGGCGAUAUAAAUGACUGGACUCAGCCAACCGACAGGUAUCACAAUUAGCGUUGAAUGAACGACACUCAAACAUGAAUUUCCUUCUGUCCGAAUGUUUUUUUUAAUCUAUUUUCUGUCCAUUUUUUUUUCAAAUCUGACGCUCAUCACAACUAGAGGCCAGUCAUUAGAAAUAGAGAUCCUCGAUGAAUUUAAAUUUGCGAGAGACCCAGCCCUUUAAUAAUGAAAGUAAAAGAACUACAAAUUCUGGCAUUAAAAAAUAAGAAGAACCCAUAUUUGGGUAUGGAAACACAAGUCAUGAAAAGUUGAGUUUGCAAAUAAAUUCGAGAACAUGAUAACGAAGUAAAAUGAAGAAAAUUGGAUAAUGAUAGAUAUGAGAAAGAAAAAAAACAUGAGAAAACGAUAAAUGUUAAAGUUACGAUUCUCGUUAGCCCUUAAUAAAAGCAGAAGCCUGAAGAAGGAUUUUCAUCCUAUUUACGAUUUCCGAUGUGGGCACAUAUUAGUCGCGUUUUAUCGCUCGGUAGCUCUCUUCCCUUCUCGUAAUUUUGUUCCCCUCCUCUUUGUUUCGUUUCAUCUCGACUAAUUCGAGCGCGUAGCACCUUAACUAUCGUUAUCGCGCUUCCCGAGACUUUAACUCGUUAGUACAAAAUGUUGAACGCCUUCUCGUGAUUCUCAAGUUGAAACGAAAACCGGUUUUUCAAUCUUUGAUACGCGUAUACGAUUGUAAUUAGUCAGUUUUGCAUUCGGUACAAUCUUGAAUAGUCGUGUUAUAAUAAAGAGUAAAGAACGUUUCGACGGGAUGAAAAUUGUCAAGGUUGAAUGGAAAAGUGUUCCUAUUUCGUUUUUCUUUUUACAGAGGGCUGCGAAUAGGAACGAAUUUUCGUUCAUAAAAUAGGGAAAACUUCAAAAGUGUUUUAUGUCAUCGAUUCUCCAAUCAUUUUCGCUCGGACUAAUCCCUCCUCAUGUACCAAGAUCGAGAAACAACUUUUAAAAGUUCGAAGUUCUUUCUCUCUCAGGUUGUUAGCUAUUCCAUUCCUCCAGCCAUUUCGAGCCCCGUCAGCUUGGCAUGAAAAUAUUUCUCGCACGAUAAUCCUCCGCAGAGUCGAUCCACGCCUUCUAAAUUUGUCCAAACAAUCGGAAAGCAUUGACUAAUAAAAACAACGAGGAGAAAUGAAAAAUGCGAAAAAAUAUGACGGUGAAAGGAGAGGAUUGGCAAAUCGGCGCGAGAAUAGGUGCAGCGAGUAAAAAUUCGAACGAGCCGCUUGCGUCGUAAGGAGGCGAUUUGAACGUCGACGACGAACGCUAAGACAAUGCAAGGCGACAUACUGUGAUUUACAUGAUUUUUUUUUCUUUUUAAUCGCUUCUCUUUUCGAAAGAAUGCGGCAGUAUUUUUCACGUGGGCGUCCACGGAUUUGUUGAUAUUUUCGUAAUACCGCUGCUGCGACUUAUUCGUUCAGUUUUUAUCUAAAACGAUCGGGAGUCAUUCAAUUUUCGAAAUUAAGAGAACAAGCACAAUUACACUCCCUUUGGGAUUAGAAGAAAUGAUAACAUUGAACAAAUAUCGCAACAUUCGAGCGCGACGAUCAGUUUUAGCCUUCAGCAGUGUUAUUUUUCUCUCCGAGAGCAUUUCUUGUCUGAAUGGAGGCGACACGAGCCACGCGUUGGUCGGUAUGGGGUUCGUUAACGAAAAUCAACGCCUAGAUACUCUCCAGAGAAUAAUCAAGAAGAGAGACAAAGAGAGAGAGAGAGAGAGAGGCUAAAGAAAAUAAAUAAUAAAAACAAAGCAACAUAAGAAAGAGAUUCAGCACUGUCUUUGCAUCGGUGCAAGUUGCAAGUUGCAUUCGUUGAUUGCAUUCACGAUUCAGUUCCGAGACUCGUUAAAGCGAACGACACGAAUAAAUUUUACAUCGCUUCGAAUACUUUGUUAAGAUCGAGUUGUGAGGAAGAACGAAACAGAGUGGGAGAGAGAGAAAGAGAGAGGAAGAUAAAUGGGUAAAGCUUGUCACCCUCGG
Messenger RNA from Venturia canescens, 4168 nucleotides. RefSeq names its product poly(A)-specific ribonuclease PARN-like. Lineage: Eukaryota; Metazoa; Arthropoda; Insecta; Hymenoptera; Ichneumonidae. The record is from RefSeq and is a predicted model, not a curated record. The transcript is spliced from 11 exons. Bases 146 to 1867 code for a protein of 573 amino acids. Gene Ontology annotation, molecular function: RNA binding; poly(A)-specific ribonuclease activity; metal ion binding. Gene Ontology annotation, cellular component: nucleus; cytoplasm. Gene Ontology annotation, biological process: nuclear-transcribed mRNA poly(A) tail shortening.